CAUGGUAAAAAUCCAGACAGGAGAGCAGAACAGUGAGAAGUAGAUGUCUCCUUUUUCCUCCCUGCAUUCUAGCCCACUCUAGGGGUAACCAGUGUUAGCAAUCUACCAUCUAUCGUCUGCAGACUCCUUCAGUUUACAGGUGAGGAGAAUCAAGACCCAGAGGGGGAAGGUGACUUACUCAGAACCACAAAGAGUUUGAAUCCAAGUCCUCUUGUUCUUAGAUCUGUGCUCUUCCCACCCAUUUGUCUCUUCUAUUUGCUGUGGGCAAGAACCUGGUGGCCAGGGCUGUUAGAACCAUAUAAAAUGAGAUGGAGGGAAGGGUGGUUUUCUGAGUAAGGUGCAUGUUGUGUGUGUGUGCAAACACAUACCCCGUGUAUUUAUAUGUACAUAAAUGCCAGGGCAUAUUGAUAUCUUUUUUUUUAUACAAUAUUCCAUUGUAUAGAUAGCCAUAAUCAUUUAACAAGUUCUUUGUAGUUAGAGAAUAAGGCUAUUUCCAGUAUUUGUAAGGAACCUCAUUAUGCCCAAAUCUCUGUCCUUGUGAAAGUGUAUCUGCGGUGAAUUCAUAGAAUUACAAGAAAAUGUUAAAUUCAUAAAGCUUGCCCUCCAAAGUGUCUUGGCUCCCUUUUGAAUAUAUAAUUUUUUUGUAGACAAGGAGAACCUCUUGGUGCAGUAUCUACAAAUCUCAGCCCUCGAUAUUUUGUGACAUAAUGCUAGCGAACAGUGGAAACUUGUGAGCUUGGAGAGGUGUUGUCAUGGGGACAUCACCAUCCAUUAUUCAUUCAGCAUCCAUUCAUUGAGCUGUUGCUGGCCUGCUGCUGUGGGUCUGCAGGCUGUUCGCUUUGCUGCGACUGCUGCCCUAAGAUCCGGCAGUCCCGGGGCACCCGCUUCAUGUACGCGCUCUACUUCAUUCUCGUUGUCGUCCUCUGCUGCAUCAUGAUGUCAGAAACUGUGGCCAUGGAGAUGAAGGAACAUAUUCCUUUUUAUGAAGAUAUUUGUAAAGGCAUUAAAGCUGGUGACAUGUGCGAGAAGCUGGUGGGGUACUCUGCAGUGUACAGAGUCUGUUUUGGAAUGGCUUGCUUCUUCUUUAUCUUCUGCCUAUUGACCCUCAAAAUCAACAAUAGUAAGGGUUGCCGAGCCAAUAUCCACAAUGGCUUUUGGUUCUUUAAGCUUCUGCUGUUGGGAGCCAUGUGCUCAGGAGCUUUCUUCAUUCCAGAUCAGGAGACCUUUCUGAACGCCUGGCGCUAUGUGGGAGCCGUAGGAAGUUUCAUCUUCAUAGGCAUCCAGCUCAUCCUGCUCGUGGAGUUUGCACAUAAAUGGAACAAAAACUGGACUGCAGGCACAGCUGGUAACAAGCUUUGGUUCGCCUCCCUGGCCCUGGUGACGCUCAUCAUGUAUUCCAUUGCUGCCGGAGGCUUGAUUUUGAUGGCGGUGUUUUAUACGCAGAGAGAUGGCUGCGUGGAAAACAAAAUUCUGCUGGGGGUAAACGGAGGCCUGUGUCUGCUUAUUUCACUGGUAGCCAUCUCUCCCUGUGUCCAAAAUCGACAACCACACUCUGGGUUAUUGCAGUCGGGACUCAUAAGCUGCUAUGUCACAUAUCUCACUUUCUCAGCUCUGUCCAGCAAACCUGUAGAAGUAGUUCUGGAUAAUCAUGGGAAGAAUAUUACAAUCUGUGUGCCUGAAUUUGGUCAGGACCUGUACAGAGAUAAAAACUUGGUUACUGGACUGGGUACCACGCUCCUGAUUUUAUGCAUCUUAUAUUCUUGUUUGACGUCGACAACAAGGUCAAGUUCUGAUGCUCUCCAGGGGCGAUAUGCAGCUCCUGAACUUGAAGUAGCUCGGUGUUGUUUCUGUUUUGGUCCUGGUGGAGAGGAUGCUGAAGAGCAGCAGAAUGUGAAGGAGGGACCGCGGGUCAUCUACGACGAGAAGAAGGGCACCGUCUAUAGCUAUUCCUAUUUCCACUUCGUGUUCUUGCUGGCUUCCCUCUAUGUGAUGAUGACGGUUACCAACUGGUUCAACUAUGAAAGCGCCAACAUUGAAACUUUCUUCAGUGGGAGCUGGUCCAUCUUCUGGGUCAAGAUGGCCUCCUGCUGGAUGUGUGUCCUGUUAUACCUGUGGACACUCGUUGCACCCCUCUGCUGUCCUGCUCGGCAGUUCUCUGUGUGAAGAUCUGAGCAAGCCCUUGGUUCUGGAAGUGAUGUCAUUUGAACAAAUGUCGUGUGUAUUUGAGCAGUGAUUGGAGCCCUUUAAAAAGCUGGCAUCGCCUUGCUGGCUUGAGUGGGUCUGAAGAAGCUUUCAGGAAAAACAAAAAAGCAAAACUUCUGAUUAGGUUUUUAAUUCUGAAAUUUUGAAAGGAACUACCAGUUUCUGAUCAUGGGUGAUAGAGAUAUAUGUGUUUGUGUGUAUAUAUAUGUAUGUAUGUAUGUAUAUCAUAUAUAUGAUAUGAGAUAUAUAUAUAGAGAGAAUAUGGUAUGAUAUAUAUAUUCAUCCAUACAUAUAUACAUACAUACAUCCCAGAAAGUGGGAUAGUAGUUAAGUUACUGUUUUCCUUCUGCAUGAUUUUACCAAAACAAACAGAGUUUGGGGCACAUUGGUUCACAGGGAUUAAAAACCUACUUCCUAUGAUCUAGAAUUUUCAUCUUUGGAAUAGAAAGACAUACCAAAAUCUCGAGACCUCCUCAAACACCUCCGCCUCCUGUAGCCUCAUCCCCAGUGGGUCCGAGGACAGGACUCACAGCAAAGCCUCCCUGCUCACAGCCUUCUGAUAUUUAUAGUGUGAAGGAGGAAGCACCUGCUUUGUAACUCCACCCUUUGUGCUGUUUCCUUGCGGCCCCCAAACGUUUCCCUGUAAAGCUACGAUGCUGGGAAUCACAGACUUCGCUCUGCACUGCCCUUCCCAGAGGUCCCCUUGUCUUUCUGGGUUCAGCAUCUUUGUUAUAAUGUGAAAAAGCACAAUUUUCUCUCAGUACCUGUGUGGGCCUCCGCACCGCUGUCACUACCCGAUCUGAGUUACUGCAAUAAUUGUGACUCUUGUGUUUUCACAUGACUCUAGAGCAAUAUUGAGUUUUCUUUGCCUAAACGAUGGAAGACUAUAGUUCUUAAUUGUUAAUGCUAUUAAUAAUAAUCCUUUAAGGACCUUCACUGAAAAGUUGCUUCUUGACUAAAGGCUGCUGCACACCCUUUUUGGUUGCUAAGGUCAGCCCCUCAGUUUCCCUUCUACCUUGAGGCCUUUGAAAUUGUGGAAGCGAAAGGGCCUUUGUUUUCUGGGUCUGUGUGUGACCACACUGUUAACAUCCGUGAUGGCUGCCUUGGAGUAGAUUUCCUGGGGUGAGGGUGCCAGGCGGCACCUUAGACCAGAUACAGCCUAUUACUCAAGGCAAGGUGGGGGCUGGGCGGGUAUUUGACUAAGCCAUGAACAACAUCCACAGAAAUUUCCAAAGUGCACACUUACAAAGUAAUAUUCACAAGAGAUUUGACUUUAGGCAGCUGCCCAGAGGAUGUCUGUUUUCAGUAUUGUUCUCAGUCAGUGAAGAGGUUGACUCAGCAGAAAGUCCAUUAAAACACAAAUGGAGAUGAGCUAGGGACUCUGCUGUUGUAAUUUCAUGUAAGGAGAGAAGGAAUCCUCUUGAGCUCCCAGGAAUAGAGGGUCUGAGAAUAAAAAGACUCAGCUUCAACUUUAUUUCUGUACCCUGCUGUACAAGUCGGGCAGAAUUGGUUCCUACCCAAGCUAGGCUCCGAUGUAACAAAAUCCUGGCGUGGGAAGGUACUCAAAUACUGUUUCUAUUCACUCCCUUGCCUUCCUCCCAAGACAAAAUACGGGAGGAAAUAAAUAGAAUGGAUGAAUUCCUUCAGAAACUUGCCUUAUUUACAGUGUUUGAGAUUCUGCUUUUAAAGGCACGGUGCCAAUGUGUAUAUAUGAGCCUUGUUUUGUGAACUUUAAAAUUUUCUUGUUUUAGGGCAUGACCUCUUUGUGCUCAGCAGUUCAGAGAUCCUUCUGAAGUCACAAAAUGAACAAAAAUUGUGCUAAUCUCAGAAACCCUAAUUAAGCCAAGGGCAGUAGGAGCUCUAUGGAUCCAGCAGAGGUACCUGGAGUGCAGCAUGGGGCUGUUUUUAUAGCAGCUCCACUGUAGCAGUUGGUGCAGUGACACGGGGGCUCUGGGUAAGCCGGCACUGGCCAAGCAAGCUUUAGGUAACACCAUGAGAAGAAGUAGAUCAGGAGCCAGGAUGGUAUCAGUAACUAGUUUCAUUUUUUCCUCUUGCCUAGGGUCUAGUAGAAUCUUUGAUUUGCCUUCUCAGCUGGGUCUGUCAGCAACCUGAGUGUGACUUUAGAACUGGCACCAAAUCAAAGUCCCGUCACGUAUUCCUUGGUUGGCCUUUGUUGGCCCUCUUUACCCAGCAGAAGGGAGCUCAGGGAAUCACAAAUGACAGGAUGUUGCCAGUAGCAGGGCCCUUUGAACUUCUUUAGCCAGCCCAGUGACCCAUGUUUUCCAGCUGCUUAAGAUUUGGUUUGUAGCAUAAAAAUUCCCUUCUGAAGGUUAGUCUGACCCAGCAGGAAAAGUUAUAGUCACUGUGAUUUUUAUCCUCAACUGGAGACAUUAGAAAGUUUAUCUGGAUAUUCUAAAGUGUGGUGAAUGUGUUCUGAGAACAGAAGACAUAAAUACAUCAAUAAGAAAUUGACUUUAAUAUUAUUAAUACUCAGGUGAUGAGGUAACAUUCAUGGGUUUCACGAACCUAUACUUUUGUGCUGUUGUGUUGUAAGAAACUGGAAAUACUGUGCCAAUUGCUUUAAGUUUCUAUAUGGUGUUAAUUUGAUUAUUCACUGAUGCCUUUCUUAAAAGAUAGACCUUUGCUUCCUACAACUUUUUGUAUAUAAUUUAAAAAGUGCAUUCCCAGAAUGCCAUGACAGCUGAAAAAGAAUUUUUGAAAUGGUGUUUGUUUCCUCUCUGCCAUUCGUCUCGUGGAAAACAGUGGAAUGAGCCACUCUGUUUUGCCCUCUCGUGUUCAUGAGUAGAAACACUAAGGUUAGGGAUGGAUUCUUAUGGAAAUGUUGCAUGUAGAUGCUGCCUGCUGAAGUCAGAGACUAUUUCUGUCAAACCUACUUGGAAACCCUACUUUGGCCCUAAUACUGGUUGAUUCAUGAGUUGUGAUCUUGUCCGCAUAGUUCUUUGUGUGUGUGUUGGAGGGGUGGGGGGGUGUUUGGAGUGUGGGGUUACUGGGACUUUGGAGUUUGAUUCUCAUGUGGAAUGGCCAACAGUGAGGCUCCCCCAGCACAUCUUUUAUUUCCAACUCCUGAGAAGAUUCUAUUUUAUGAAUGACCUUGCUGUAGUGUUAAUCCCCUCAUCCGUACUCUAAAUUGUCACCCUGUCCCUUUUUAAAAUUAUGUACUUAUUUAAUUUUUUCCAGAAGUUUAUCACCAUUGGUGCUUCAUGUAACCCUAUAAAGGGAAUUCAAGACCCCAUUAUUCAAGCUGCCUGGGCUUUUUUUCCCCUUCCUUUACUGCUUUUCUAAAUAGCAUCUCAUUAUGUUGUACAUCUGUGUCCUAUACCUUUUGGAAAUGAAAGAGGGCUUAACCCACACCUAAAAAGGGUCUGAUCUUGGACUAAGACCUUGCACACCAGAAAGAAUGCUGGGCCCUCCUUAAUUAGGGACUUGGCUCACGGAAUUCUCUGUUAACUUGCUAAUAGAACGAAUUCCCUGUGGCUUUGUUCUUAAGGCUAUCAUGUUUCCUGCCACCUUUAUUUUAUUCUUAAAGUGUCCUAUUUUAAUUUAGUUUUGCAUUGUAGUUAGAGAGGAGCUUCUAAUCUUAGACCUACUUCACAAUACUGGAGAGCUGUUUACAGAGAUCUUUAGAACUCAUGCUAGGCAUUCUAAAGAACUCUUAUUUUUUUCUCAGUAUAUCAAAUUUAGAGAGGCAGCCUUUUUGAAGGGGGAAAUACUGGCUUUUACCAAAGAGGUAUUUGUCUUUAAAAAUAAAUAAAGCAAAAUAUUUUCAAAAAAAAACCUCGAUUGAAGAAGGGCAGAGAAUAAAAGAUUAAGAAUGCAUAUGUCCACAUCCACUUCUAUAGAUGUUUAAUCAUCUUUAUGAGUAAGAUGAUGAAAGAGCUCUUUAAGGUAAUCCUUUGGGGUAAAAGAUCCUGGGAAAUUCUUUCAGGUAAAGAAAGCUUACAGCAGAUGUAUAAUAUAUAUGUCUUGAGAGGUAUUUAUAAAAAAAAUUUAAGAGGAUUGUUUUGUCUUCCUUUUUUAAAGAUUUUAAGUUUUCUUACUUUGCAAAAAAAAAAAAAACCUACAAAAGUUUUAUAGUCUUAGGUAGUAAAUUUUGCAAAAUUGUUAAUUUUUAAAACUUUUCUGAAACCAAUUAGCUGUAGCCAAAUUAUGUGAUUAUGUUUUGCUUAAUUAGAAUUUCAAAAUGUAAUAUGUGUAGUAAAUCUACUGUUUGAAAUUUAUAAUGGUUUCUGAGGUGGUUAGGAUUUUGGUAACUUUUAAUAGUUAUUUUUUCCUUUUAGUCACAAAACCAACUACAGAUUCAUAUUUGUUUGUUUUUAGAAUGCUUAUUUUUCUAUAAAGUGUCUGAAGCUGACCACUGUUUUCUUAUGUAGAAAUCCAAAAAGUUGCUAACUCUGUACUUUAAUAAAAUGAAAAUUGAAAACCA
Molecule: messenger RNA, 6646 nt
Organism: Choloepus didactylus (southern two-toed sloth)
Lineage: Eukaryota; Metazoa; Chordata; Mammalia; Pilosa; Megalonychidae
Gene: SERINC5
Product: serine incorporator 5
Exons: 12
Coding region: 889-2163 (424 amino acids)
Cellular component (GO): membrane
Source: RefSeq, a predicted model, not a curated record